Molecule: messenger RNA, 2169 nt
Organism: Tripterygium wilfordii
Lineage: Eukaryota; Viridiplantae; Streptophyta; Magnoliopsida; Celastrales; Celastraceae
Product: wall-associated receptor kinase 2-like
Exons: 3
Coding region: 1-2169 (722 amino acids)
Biological process (GO): cell surface receptor signaling pathway; protein phosphorylation
Cellular component (GO): plasma membrane
Molecular function (GO): polysaccharide binding; protein serine/threonine kinase activity; calcium ion binding
Source: RefSeq, a predicted model, not a curated record
AUGUGGUUGGUCUGGCUUGUUCUGCCGUGGAUUUCCCCAACAACAAAUGCAGCAAAAACUUUCUCAAACACCAAACCCGGAUGCCUUGAAAAUUGUGGGAAUGUUAGUGCUCCUUUCCCAUUUGGGAUUGAUAACCUUGAUUGUGCCAUAAACGAUUAUUUUCUGCUAGAUUGCAAUGCCACUAACACUACUACCCCUGAGCUUUUAUUUGGAAACAUGAUAGUUUCCAAUAUAUCCGUGGAGGAAGGCACAAUAUCUGUGUACAUCAACGCAGCAUCUGACUGCUAUGAUCAGAAUGGAAGGCUGGAGAAUGAUUCUUUCGAUGAAGUGAUAACGCUAGGAGACGGUCCAUUCAGGUUCUCUGCCACCCGCAACAAAUUCACAGCUUUUGGCUGCGAUACAUCGGCCUAUAUGAGUGAUAGCGAAGGCAGCUUCACUAGUGGCUGCAUUUCUUUGUGUGAUCCUCAGAACAUGACAAAAGAUGACUCUUGUUCUGGUAUUGGAUGCUGCCAGACAACAGUUCCUCGUAGCCUGAAGACAUUGAAUAUUACUGUGGGAAGCUUUUAUAACCAUAGUGAUAUUUUGAAAUUCAAUCCUUGUGGAUAUGCAUUUUUGGUAGACCAAAACUCCUUCAAUGCUUCUGAUUUUGGGCUGGCCAACUACUCAGACGCAUCUGUGGCACCACCUGCUGUAAUUGAGUGGGUAGUGAAAGAGGAGACAUGUGAAAAAGCUCAGACUGACCCUACUACUUACGCUUGUAGCAAUAAUACUCGCUGUGAUUAUUCUGAAAACGGUCAAGGAUAUCGCUGCUUAUGUGAGGAUGGAUUCAAGGGAAACCCAUAUCUUCUACAAGGAUGUGAAGACAUUGAUGAGUGCAAGGAACCAGAAAAAUACCCAUGUCAAGGACACUGUAAGAACACAAUUGGGAACUACACAUGCAACUGCCCACUUGGCAUGCGCGGUGAUGGAAAAUUUAACUGCCAUGGAUUUCGUAUCACCACAAUUGCCACCGUAAGUGCGGCAGUCAUUUUGCUGGUGAUUAUCAGUCUUCUAAUCUUCAUAAUACUGAAGAGGAGAAGAAAGGAGAAAUACUUCUUAGAAAAUGGGGGUGUGCUGCUAAAGCACCAACGAGUGCGAAUUUUCAGCGAAAAAGAGUUAAUGAAAGCUACCAACAACUAUGAUACAAGUCAGUUUCUUGGUGAAGGUGGGUUUGGUUCAGUUUACAAAGGAAUACUAGCUGAUAACAUUCAAGUUGCAGUCAAAAUGCCUAAAGGGUUAGAUAAAGCUCAGGUAAACAAAGAAUCUCAGCAUGAAAUUGGCAUAGUUUCACAGGUCAACCACAAGAACGUAGUCAAGCUGUUAGGCUUGUGUCUGGAGACCAAAGUGCCAUUACUCGUUUAUGAAUUCAUCCCCAAUGGAACUCUCUAUCAGCACCUGCAUGAUAAGAAAUCGCGCAUUUUGAAAACAUGGAAAACUCGACUGAGGAUUGCAGCAGAGAUGGCUCUAGCACUUGACUAUUUGCAUUCCCUGGCAAGCCCUCCAAUCAUUCACAGCGAUAUCAAGUCAACAAACGUACUCUUGGAUGAUAAUUACACGGCAAAAGUGUCGGAUUUUGGUGCUUCAGUGCUGAUUUCAGCAGAUAAAACUGUCAUAGCCACAAAAAUUCAAGGGACUUUUGGUUACUUGGAUCCUGAGUAUCUGAUGACUGGUAAUUUAACCGAAAAGAGUGAUGUCUAUAGUUUUGGUAUCGUUCUAUUGGAGCUUCUCACCGGAGAAAAUCCUUGCUCUUCUUCAAGGUCUAAGGAGAGGGGUAGCAUUAUUCACUACUUCGUAUCGUCUCUGGAAAGUAACAGUCUCUUCCAUAUAUUGGAUUUUAAGGCUGCUGAUGAUGAUGAAAUGGAAGAAAUAGAAGUUGUAGCUGAGCUUGCAAAAAGAUGCGUUGACAGCAGCGGUGUAAGAAGGCCAACAAUGAAGGAAGUCGCGGAGGAACUUGCAAGGCUAAUGAAGCUCCAUGUGGAAAUGUCAGCUCAGCAGGACAGUGAAGAGACACAGCACUUGCUAGGUGAAUCAUCAUACCCUUUCCAUGAGAUUGCUUCUGCAAAGGCGAAUCAACCAGACACGUAUACUGUGUCAAGAUUCGACAUUGAGAGUUAUGCUGACAGCAUUUGA